Alligator mississippiensis (American alligator) is the source of this 5447-nucleotide messenger RNA. It is a transcript of the gene CBX2, whose product is annotated as chromobox 2. Gene Ontology annotation, cellular component: heterochromatin; PRC1 complex. The transcript has 5 exons. NCBI's taxonomy places the organism in Eukaryota, Metazoa, Chordata, Crocodylia, Alligatoridae. The coding region runs from base 67 to 1659 and encodes 530 amino acids. Gene Ontology annotation, biological process: negative regulation of transcription by RNA polymerase II. The record is from RefSeq and is a predicted model, not a curated record.
GCGCGGCGCGGCGCGGCCGGCGGGCGGGGGGCCGGGGGCUGGGCCGGGCCGGGCCGGGCCGGCGCCAUGGAGGAGCUGAGCAGCGUGGGCGAGCAGGUCUUCGCGGCCGAGUGCAUCCUCAGCAAGCGGCUGCGCAAGGCGCUUCUCUCCCCGCAGGGCAAGCUGGAGUACCUGGUGAAGUGGCGCGGCUGGUCCUCCAAGCACAACAGCUGGGAACCCGAAGAGAACAUCCUCGACCCCCGGCUGCUCCUCGCCUUCCAGAAGAAGGAACACGAGAAGGAGGUGCAGAAUCGGAAAAGGGGCAAGCGGCCCAGGGGCAGGCCCAGGAAGCAUGUGGAACCAGAGGUGCCUCUGAAAACCAAGUCGAGUAGCUCCUCUUCCUCGACCUCCUCUUCCUCCUCUUCCUCCGACGAGGACGAUGAGAGCGACUUGGAGGCAAAGAGGGGCCUUCGGGGCAGAGAGAGCCACCCGGUGCCACAGAAGAAAGCUCAGAUCCUAGUGGCCAAGCCCGAAGCCAAGGACCCCGCCAGGAAGAAGCGUGGGCGGAAGCCUCUCCCGCCAGAGCAGAAAGCAGCCAGGAGGACGGUGAACCUGGCAAAGGUGCUGAAAACCUCCCGGAAGGAGGUGGGUGGUGGCGCUAAGCCGCUGGGCAAACCGCAGCCUCAGCACAGUGCCCAGGCCUCGGGUCUCGCUGUGCUCAAGGCGCACAUGAAAGAGCCCCAAGGGGCGCUCGCCGGGCUUGGUUCCGGAGGCCCGGCGGCAGAGACCCUUCCCGGGAUGAUGAAGGGCUCCUCGGGGAGCCCCAACCGCGGGAUCAGCUGGCAGAGCUCCAUUGUCCACUACAUGAACAGGAUGGCCCAGAACCAGGCCUCUGCGGAGGGCUCGCCGGCGGGGAGGCUGGCGCUCAAGGCACAGGCUGCCGGCAAGAGCAGCCUAGGGCUGGACUUGAAAAUGAGGCACCAGAAGGGAGCGGGGGAGCCGGGGCUGAACACGCAGGGAGCCAAAGCCGCCAAGGCGCCCGCCGGGGGGGAUCAGAAGGCGGGAUGCGCUGGGGGCUCUCAGGGCCUGCACAAUGGCAGCAAGGCCCCGGCUGGCUCGCCUGUCCCCGGCAGCCAGGAGCUGAACCUUCAGGCUUUAAACUUGCAGAGCGUCAAAAAUAGGCAGAACGCGGCCGGCGGCAGCAGCCUCCCUCGUCACGGUUGUGGAGCUCAGACCAAGAGCGCCGGCGCUGGCGGGGCCGGGAACGCGAGCAGCGCGGCUGCGAAGGGCGGCGGGGCCAGCGCGGGACUGCCACCAGCCACGGACAGCUGCAAAAGCGAGAAGCACGUGUCCCGAGCAGGUGCCGGGGACAGAGACUCGACCAAAAGCAGCCCGCCGUGCACACAGGAGGGGCAGGCCGGGACGGAGAGCCGCAAGCCCUCGGCGCUCUCCGAAGCGAGCACGGGGGAAGAGACCAGCUCCGAUUCGGACCGGGAUUCGGCCUCCUUCCCCAGCGUGGGCCAGAACAUGUCGGUCUCCAUCCAGACCAGCCAGGACUGGAAACCCACCCGCAGCCUGAUCGAGCACGUCUUUGUCACAGACGUGACGGCCAACCUGAUCACGGUGACAGUCAAGGAGUCUCCCACCAGCGUGGGGUUCUUCAAUCUCCGGCAAUACUGAGCCCGGGAGCGGGGCGCGGGGGAGUGGGUCCCCACGCCCUCCCCCACCGGCCAGGCCCCCCAGUUGUAGCAGGUUUUUCUUUCCUUAAGUGAAUGGCAGUGGGACUCACUCGGGGAGGCAGAAAUCAGCCCCUGCCCCUAUAAGCAGCUGGCUGAGCCGCACCUCCCAGCCUGCAGUGAAGUGUCCUGCCAUUCCCAGCCAGGGUUGCUCUUGGUUCGUGGUCGCUAUAUCUGCGCAGACUUCCUGGAACCAGCAGCGAUUCGGGAAGAGGAGGAGGAUACAGUGAAACCUGUUAACAGCCACCAAGGGGGAGCAACGCCCCUAUUUUUUUAUUUUUUCUUCAGUUUUCGGAGCAGGUGGCCCCACAAUGGAAGUGGCUAUUCUCUGGGGACAGAGGCUGGCCUGCUACUGAAGGGGACUGGCCAGCAAGUGGCUGCUGAGCCAGGUUUCACUGUACUUGGAUUUCUUUGCUCUGCAGCUUGAAAUGGCAGAACACAAAGCACGCAGCUGUCCGGACAGCUGGGGGCAGGGAUGUGAGGCCAUGCCAUGUGGCAGCUCCCUGUUGCAAGGGGAGUUCCCUUUUCCUCCAGGCAUCCCGUCAAACCUAGCCCUCCGCUCCCAGGAUGGUCCGAGUCGGUCCAAACCAUACGGGCCACUUCCCCAGCACUCGGCAUGCAGCUGAGGGGGUUGUCCGUGCACGUGGGGGGGUUUGGUGGUGGUUUCCCAAUGAAGUGGAAAUGUUGUUUACAUGUCUCAGUCUGGGGGAGCCUGCCAGACUGCGCUUGCUGCCGCGGGCACGACCAGACCUCAGGGGGUACCUCUUUCCAAGCAGUGGAGACUGGCAGUCAGCGCCGCAUCUCCAAGUGGCGAGGGGUGCCGCAGGCGUGCAGUGCCCACUCACGGCAGGUCCUCGCUUGGUAGAGGUUGGAUGCAGCGUGAGCUGCUGCAUUGCUUUUGCUUUUGCUUGCUUGCUUGCUGUGAAUCUGGAUGUGAGGAGAAGAAGAAAAGUCCAGGCCUGGGAACCCAGCUGGAAGCAAGGCCUUCUCCUUGUCCUGGUAUCACUCGUGCUCUGCCUCACCUUCUGCAGUCUGCUGUGCAGGUGGAGUUUCUCCAGGUGCCUGCACGAAGCAUGCUUUGAAGCACGUGUAUGACAUGACCUAGCACCUGCAAAUGCAGCUGACAGGGUUUAACCUGGUUCGUGUGCGUAUGCCUUCAGGGCUGCUCCGGGCCGGAGACCACCCGCUGUCCGAACGCCCCUGCCAUCACUCCUCUAAGGCUGAGUGGCAGACAGCUUGGCAAUGUGACUUGCUGCCGUCCUUGAUGCGAAUGUUAGUUCAGGGGAGACGAUAGUGAGGACUGAGAAGCCAUGGUGCAGCUGAGCAGCGAAAAACAGCUGACAGCAGCAAAGCAUGGUGCAUCGAUAGUUGAGGCUGAGCACCUGUGUCUGGGGGGCUCUUUGGAGGCAGGACACGGAAAGUUCAAUGCUGCUGCAGUGGUGCCGAGUGCCUUCCACUGACUGUGGGAGGAGGACACCGAGAACCCCUUGGGGUCACACCAGAAGUCACUGGGAUGUGAAGAGAGCAGCUCCCAUCCUCUCAGCAGCAGUGCCAGGGAACAGCCUCUGAAGAGGGGCUUCUUGCAUCCUGCGCUCACUAGCCUUUGGCAUUGUUUGUAGGGCUGAGCUCCUCUCCUGGAUGCGUGGCUGAGGCAGUCCGGAGAACCGCUGGGGCUGCUGGUGGACUCCAAGGCAGCCCUAUAAAUAUUUGUGGCUAGACAGACUGCGGGCCCAGCCCAGCAGGUGCACAUGUCCAGCUUCUGCAUCUGAGUUUCGCUUGCCAGGUCGCUGCCCCAGUGCCGUGGCCUUGGGGUGCACCCAUUGGUAAGCCACUGCACGGAGCACCGGCUGCUUUGUGCACACGGGGGAGUAGUGAAAUGCUGUCUGCUCACAGCGCCCUGGACCCUGCAUCCCUUGUCUUGGGGGCAGCAGGAUGUGUGGUUGCAUGCAGCAAAUAUUGUUGCAUUCCCGACCCCAUCAUCAUGGAGCCAGAAUUUGCUGGGCUGGUCUGCCCUGUGCCCUGGGGCUGGGGCUUCCUGGCUGUGCUGCUGUGCUCCCAGCUGGGCAGUAAGUCAGUGCGGUGUCUGACUGACCCACGUCUUCACGGUGCUUCGUUCUUUGGUUUGUGGUGCUGCUGCGUCUGAGCUCCAGACAUCACCGAGGGAAGAUUCCCUGGCUACAGAAAUGCCUCGCGGUUGAAUUUGCAAACUUCCCUCUAAGAUUUUUCUUUUGCAAAUCCUCAGCUGUGGGCCCGGUUUGAGCUGACAACCUCCACAAAGCCUUGUAGGAAUGCUGCUGCUUUUGGACGGUUCCCUGCGGAUAGCUGGGACUUCCUUCUGCCCCUUCAUUACUCAGUGACUCUUCUUGACGCCAGAGGCCUUGCUCGCAUCUCCCUUGCAAAGCUGCUGCUCCAUCAAUCAACCUUGAGAGCUGAGGGAGUUGCUUCAGGUUCCCUGCUAACCUAGGGCUCGUAGCCACUGUAGCUUGCUGCAUUAGGGGACUGCGGCGCUCGGAGACAUGUGGGGCCACGUGGGUCAGACGAGAGUUUUGUCCAUGUGGGUGGCUGGUAAGGACCAAGUUGCCUUGGAACUCCAUGGUGCCAAAAAGUUGUUGUCUGUUGACCUCAUCGUUUAAACUCAGCCAAAUGAACUUCUGCUCUGAGACGUUCAAGGAAAAAAACCCGGCUUGUAGCUUCAGAGCUCCCUGCUCGUGGCCUUCACCAGCUGUGUCCUGAAGUCCAGGCCGCGAGGACUGCGGAAAGCCCUUUCCUGCUGCAGCGAACGGGGGAUGUGGGCUGUCAUGGGGGCAGCGCCUGGCUGUCUUCCCCACACACCAAAUAUUGACUACUUGGCCUUUGCAAAUCCAAACUAACCUACAAUGUGCCUUUGGAUCUCUCCUAUUCAGCCUCGCCCAUGACGCCAGUCUCUGACGACUGUUUUGUGCCUAGGUAAAGUUGGCUGUGGGGGGAGAGCAUGCCUGGUCCCCAGCAUUCACACGGCUCCCAGGUGGAGGCAGCUGCUGUGCAUCCCAGGGGAGCUGCCCCCCACCUUCCCGAGCUUGGCACCUGAAUGCCUGUGGAGGAAGAGGGCCCCAGCGGGGUUUAAACUCAAACGCUCAAUGAAGGCUGGGGACUGGCAUGUCUAACAAAGACUGAAAAGAGCCCUUGCCUAGCAGAGGAGCGGGCAGGCUGGUGUGAUCAGCUGCAGCCUGCCCUCUUUUCACCUGCUUUAGUCUCUAGUCUAAGCAAGCUCUGGUAGGAUGCCCCUUUCCGGGAUGCCGGUGUACACUGCAGUGUACUUCGCAGGACGGCCCCGUCCAGUCUCCCUUCAGAGGGCUUCUCGGGGUUCCUGACUUUGGGCACCUGUCAGUACAAAGGGGGUGCCCCUUCCCUUCCCCACCGCCCCCCACACAGAGCGUGCUCCUCUAGUGCCAGAGCCUGCUCUGCCAACUCCAACGUUGUGCCUUUCUGCUCACCAGCUCUUUCAAUCCCAAAGUUAUAGCAACUGUGAAAGUGAUAAUCGGGAAACGCCUUCCUGCCAUCAUCUCAGUCUUCCCUACCCUCCAGCCUGGUAUUAAACCUACCUGCUCGGUGCGCCCGUGUGAGUGAGUUUGACUUUGCAGUUGGCCUCUCCAAGGCGAAGCUGAGAAUUUAAUUUAAUUUAAUCUUUUUUUGUGGACUGAAGUUCCUAGCUGGUGCUAACCGUGUUUACCAAUAAAUAACAUUAGUAUUCAA